Molecule: messenger RNA, 754 nt
Organism: Drosophila subobscura
Lineage: Eukaryota; Metazoa; Arthropoda; Insecta; Diptera; Drosophilidae
Product: mucin-5AC
Exons: 2
Coding region: 48-638 (196 amino acids)
Source: RefSeq, a predicted model, not a curated record
GGAUCCGCUUGCAGCUGGCGGAUAGAAGCAAAAGUACGAGUACUUCAAUGAAUCUGCUAAUAUUGUCUACGCUGCUGUGCUUGGCUAGCUACGGUUCCAUUGCCCCUGUGAGUGGCAUGUUCUUUGAGCUGUCGGACAGUAAGGACGAUGAUUUCAUGGGCGGCAUAAAGCAAUACUUUGGCAGCCUGACGGCAGCGCCUGCCACUCCAGACACGAACGCCAGCCACAACAAAACUGCCGGCCAGCCGGUGGGGGCAUCAUCAUCAGACUUUUACGAUGAAGUGGACACGGCACUCGAACAUGCAACAGAUACCGUGGACGGUCUCUGGCAGCAAUUUAGAAAGGGUCUGCUUAGCCUAAUGGGCAGUUUCAGUGGCGGUGAUGAUAGCAGCGAUGUGCCAACGACUACUCCCAGUUUGCAGCAAAUGAAGCCAAUUUCGAGUGAAACGUCCGCUAUUUCAACAACUACUACAGCGCGGGCUCCAACUAUAAUAGAAAUAGUAACAAAUAAAGUAAUAACAGAUGCAGAUAUUCCAGCAACAGAGGCAACAACAACAACACCAGGAACUUCAUCGACAGUACCCACAACUACAGUUGCUCCACCCUCCACCAGCACCCCCACUUCUGGCCCAAUGUGAGUCUAGUCUGGGUUUGGAAAUAAAUAUUCUCUCGCUUGGCCUUCACAUCGGAUAUUGCUCGUCAUUGUUUGCUCUCUCCACAAAGGUACGACGAGUAUUUGUACAUCAGUAGAGUA